GCCUUGAUCAUAUGACAAACACGGAAGUUCAGGCGAAGCACAGCGAUUGUUUUCUUCUAAGUGAGUACAGGAGUUGUAGUGCAGCUUGUGGUUGAAAUAAAAGGCUUCCGUUAGAGGUUCACGCUCAGAAAGAAAAAUGUGGAAGUGCAGCCCCUGGACAUUCUUCCCUAUCCUGUACUCCCUCUUCACUGCUGCAGGCCUCUGGGUUGUAUGGGAUGGCUACAAGGAUCCUCCAUAUAUCAGUAAUGCAGGUGAUGCCCCUCCGGCCAGCUGUGUUUUCAGCCAGGUCAUGAACAUGGCAGCCUUCGGGGGCUUCAUCCUGGGUGUGCUGCGCUAUCUGCAGUUGAAGCAAUGUCCCUGUGGCAACGUAGGCAGUCUGUUGGUAAUCUCCCUUGCCUGCAUUGGCAUGACGCUCGUCGGCAACUUCCAGCUGUCUAACCAUCUGACGCUCCAUGACGUUGGGUCCCGGAUGGCCUUUGGGCUGAGUAUGCUGUACUGCUGGGUCCAGUCUGUCAUCACGCUCAAGGCAGAAGGCCGCAGCAUCGUCGCUAUCCUACGAUUUCUGAUGUCCGCCGCCGUCACCAUCUGCAUGCUACUCUACUUCUCCCUACCGGUCCAUGGGAAUCUCAUGCAUGGGGCGCGUGCCCAGUGGGCCCUCGUCAUGCUCUUCCUCCUUUUCCUCUCCUCCUUUGCCUUCGAGUUACGGCACUACCACUUCCAGAUUGACUGCAUGGACGACCGGGAGCAGCCCCACAGCCACUAAGAAACCCUCUCCGUCCCUCAGCUAAAGGUCUGCAACGGGACGAGACUGCCACGGGAACCGCAAGAGGCGGCGCCAAAGCUCGUGUGCUCGUGGGAGCGG
This is a messenger RNA of Engraulis encrasicolus (European anchovy), 862 nucleotides long. RefSeq names its product transmembrane protein 150C-like. The record is from RefSeq and is a predicted model, not a curated record. The transcript has 7 exons. NCBI's taxonomy places the organism in Eukaryota, Metazoa, Chordata, Actinopteri, Clupeiformes, Engraulidae. Bases 137 to 763 code for a protein of 208 amino acids. Gene Ontology annotation, cellular component: plasma membrane.